Rubroshorea leprosula is the source of this 2444-nucleotide messenger RNA. Lineage: Eukaryota; Viridiplantae; Streptophyta; Magnoliopsida; Malvales; Dipterocarpaceae. The record is from the annotation of a GenBank genome assembly.
CGUUUUUCAAAGAAGAUUGCAGAGAUAUUCACGGUCAUUUUUCCAGAUGUCUAGCGAAAGCACUUUAAACUUCAACUACUCAGGUAAAAAUGGCUUCUUUCCAUGAUGCACAAGGAUUCCGGGGUAACCAAGGUGAAGAGGAAGAUGUUAACGUGAUAUCCGUGGAGCCUAUCGUGAUGAUAGUGCCGCCGGAGUUGCAAGAUUCGCCUAGAACCGCCGCGCUUGAGGGUAAUGCCAGUUCGAGUGUAAGUGGUGGUUCUGAGGGCCACCAGCCUUCAACCUCCAGUGAUUCGCCCACGGAAGAGACAUCUAGUGGGGCAGAGGGCGUUGAGAAGGUUGGUUGCAGUGCACCAGUGACAAGUGCAGCAGCAGAGGUGGUGGUUUUUGAGGGGUGGGAGAGCAAGGUUCUCAGUGGAAGGCUGGAUAACCUUCGCAAGGCUCCCAAAACCCUGCUGGUCGGCUUCAAGUUCAGGGCGGUGCUGCAUCAUGAGGUUGCAGAUGGCGCGGCUACGGUGAAGGGGUAUAAGAAGCUGGAGGAGAUGGUGAGGCGAUUCCACAUCCCCAGGACCAUCUUGAUCCGAGCUGGGACACCAAAUGAACGGGCGUGUUCAGUGUCGCGGACGGGCUGGGUGCCAGUAUACGUAGACCAUUUUGACGCCGGUUUACGUUUUCCUCUGCCCGGACUACUUUUUGAUGUCCUGGCAGAGGAUGCUUGCAAGGGCGGCGGUCUUCAGGUCGCUCUUCUUGUGCUGUUUGUGCCUGUCCAUCAGUGGGACGAGGUGUUCGUGUUCGUGCGGGAUACGCGAACUGACAAGAUUAACAACGAGCUCGCCGCCCGUCUGUCAGAGUGGCGUACGCCGAACACAUACAUGAACUAUCCCCAGCUGACCAGUGGUGAUGUCGACUUGAAGAACCGGCUGCUCGACUAUGUGAAGGCGAGGGGGCAGCAGAGGCAGACAUGGUUUGACGAGCGGCCGCCUGCAGCUCCUGGGCGCGGCUCUCAGCAUAGCGGCUUUCAUCACAGAAGCUCCAGCUCGUCACAGAGGCCACGUGCCGAGCAGAGGGUUGAGCCUGCGCCCUCCAGCUCCAGAAGGCGUGCGAGGGAAGACUCUGACGCUGACGUGGAGGAUAAUGUUCCGCUUAUCCGGCGCAGGACAAGCACUGGUGCGCAGCCCGCCUUUGCUGAUGCUGCGCGACCUGCUAGCGUGCACCAAGUGCCAACUCGCGAGGUUGUUGAGGCCGCACCAACCUCAUCGUCUGUAGUGGGGCCGAGAAUUGCAUACCGGAACGGCUUCAGUUACGCCCGGACUGAGUGUCAGAUUGCUAUGCUGCAGGGUAUGCAGAACUUUGUGCCCCCUGCAGACCGGCUGCGUGCAAAGGGGCAUGUUCAGCAGCAUGGAGGACAUGUUGCGCUAAUAAAGCUGAUGGAUGCGUUCAGCUACACUGUCGCACUCUUUGAGUGCGAGCAAGGGGCCAGGGCGCAGAACAACGAGCUGCAACACAACUGCAAGCAGUUGGCAUUUGAGAGGGCCAGCUUGGCUGACGAGGUCAGCUGCUUGCAGAGCUCGGAGAUGGCCAACCGAGCGGCGUCAGCUGAAAGCCGGGUUGAUGAGCUGGCUCGCAAGGUCACUGAGCUGAGGGAGGAGUUGGACAGAGCUCGGGCUGAGAAGGAGAGCGGCAUUCAAGCUGUAAAGGAUGAGGCCGGCCGUGCAGAGGACCGGGCCAGAAAGGCAGAAGUUGAGAAGGAGAGAACUCUGCACGAGCUGAGUGGCCUGAGGGAGAGGGUCUCACUAGUGGAUCAGCACGUGGCUCAGGCUGAGGCGUCCUUGGAGAGGACCAAAAGACUCCACCAGUGCGACGUCUGCUUUGCCCAUGCACAGGGGGCUGAGUGGCUGGUGGGGGCAGAUAUGUUCCAGGACGCCGUAGCAGUGGCUGAAGCCAACACCACUACGGACAUUUUCAAUGAAGUUCGUGGGAAGGUGUUGGGAGUUCGGGCAGACUUCCCCAUUGGCAAGUUAGCCUUCUUCGAGGGCGAGGAGAUCGAUGCUGACGGGAAGAGCCUCGCCCAGCCAGCUAACACCAGGGUGAAACUGAAGUGGGAGCUCAACAAGGAGGGGCUGCCCGUGUGGCCCCCUUCCGUCGUUGAGGAGGGAAAGGACACGGAGGGGUUGCCAAGCUUCGAUGCUUGGGUGGCUGACCCCCAUGACGUGCCUGCUGAGCCUUCCAGCACUCCCUCCUCCGCUCAGCCUUAGCCCACACCAGCCGCUGCUCCUGCCCUUUCUCCUGCUCUCCCUCUUCCAGAUCGGCCAUCUCCUGCUCGGUCUACUACGGAGCCUAACAACGCAUCCGUCCCCGUCGACCUAACGGAUGACUAACUUAGGGUUUUUUAUUCUCUUUUUGUAUUUCUUUUUGUAUUUUUGUGUUAAUCAAUGAACUCAUUUACC